Cylas formicarius (sweet potato weevil) is the source of this 1758-nucleotide messenger RNA. Its product is annotated as phosphoribosyl pyrophosphate synthase-associated protein 2. Gene Ontology annotation, cellular component: ribose phosphate diphosphokinase complex; cytoplasm. Gene Ontology annotation, biological process: purine nucleotide biosynthetic process; 5-phosphoribose 1-diphosphate biosynthetic process. Bases 232 to 1299 code for a protein of 355 amino acids. Gene Ontology annotation, molecular function: ribose phosphate diphosphokinase activity; magnesium ion binding. The record is from RefSeq and is a predicted model, not a curated record. The transcript is spliced from 5 exons. NCBI's taxonomy places the organism in Eukaryota, Metazoa, Arthropoda, Insecta, Coleoptera, Brentidae.
AUUAAGGAAGGUUGUGUAGUAAAUGUGAGUCUUCACCAUUACUGUAUGAAGUAGAUUUGUAUUCCUUGUGUUCUGUGGAAUGAAUUGAUAGCUGAUAGAACAACCAAACGGCAGUGACGUAGAGCUGGUAAAUAAAAAUAUAUAUAUUAUUUAUAUUUUACUACUAAGUAAUUGCAAUUAAAAACUUUCUCAGAGAGGUUCGGAAAUAAUCACACACCAAAAGGCAAAGCCAUGGAUGCGCCAAAAACUUCUGAUAUUAUUUUGCUUGCUGGAAAUUCACACCCUGAAUUAUCCAACUUGAUUGCCAGGAGGUUGGGAGUAAACACGGGAGAAUGUUCUGUGUAUCACAAGAGCAACCGGGAAACCAUGUUUAAAAUUGGUGACUCCGUUCGUGGAAAAGAUAUCUUUAUUAUACAGACAGGAACUAAGGAUGUAAACAAUAAUAUAAUGGAAAUGCUUAUAAUGGCAUAUGCUUGUAAAACCUCCUCCGCCAAGUCUAUAGUUGGAGUUAUUCCAUACUUGCCUUAUAGUAAACAGUGCAAAAUGCGUAAACGUGGCAGCAUUGUGACCAAAUUGCUCGCCCAAAUGAUGGUCAAAUCAGGCAUGACACACAUUAUUACCAUGGAUUUACAUCAAAAAGAGAUUCAAGGAUUUUUUGAUUGCCCUGUCGAUAAUUUAAGGGCCAGCCCCUUUUUACUUCAGUAUAUUCAAGAGAGUAUUCCAGAUUAUAGGAAUUCAGUAAUUGUGGCAAGAAACCCGGGUUCCGCAAAGAAAGCUACUUCAUAUGCAGAACGUCUUCGUUUGGGUAUAGCAGUAAUUCAUGGUGAACAAAAAGAAGCCGAAUCUGACGAAGUGGACGGGCGUUAUUCGCCGCCCACAGUUCCAAGGUCGAGAACAAUGGACGCUGGAGUGGGGGUACCCAUUCAUAUCGCCAAAGAGAAACCUCCAAUAAAUGUUGUUGGUGAUGUUGGAGGUCGGAUCGCAAUUAUGGUCGAUGACUUAAUAGAUGACGUUCAGUCCUUUGUCGCCGCCGCUGAAGUAUUAAAGGAGCGUGGAGCAUACAAAAUUUAUGUCUUAGCCACCCACGGGUUACUCUCCUCAGAUGCUCCGAGAUUAAUUGAGGAUUCCCCUAUAGACGAAGUGGUUGUUACCAACACGAUUCCACAUGAGCUGCAAAAAAUGCAGUGUCACAAGAUCAAAACGGUAGACAUAUCGAUUUUGCUCUCUGAAGCCAUAAGGAGGAUCCACAACAAAGAAUCUAUGUCCUAUCUGUUCAGGAAUGUAACCCUGGAAGACUAAUUAUAUUUUAAUAAGUUUUUUUCUUUGGGAGUGGAGAAUGAAGAUAAAACUAAUCAUUUGCAGUUAUAUCUCAGUGUGAAAUGGGUAAUCAGGGGAGUUUUGUUAUUGUCAAAUAUUAUCAGUAUUAACAAUGACAAUAUAUGUGUGUGGGGAGAAAUAAUCAAAUAUUUCCACUGUAUGGGUCCUUUAUAUUUUUAGUUAUAUAUUAUAAGGCACUUUUUAGAACUGUAUGAUUAGUAUUGAAAUAAAUCAUCAUAUUUAUUGUAGGUCAAUAACAAUUAUAGGAACAAAUAUAGGAGCUCUAAAUACCAUAGAAAUAAAAUGACACUAUAUUUUGCACAUAGGACCAUAUGAAACGGGAAUUUAAUAAAACCAAAGGUAAACUCUUAAAUCAUUUUACAAAAUACAAUAUAUUAACUUCAACUCCACAAACUGUACAAAUUUUUUUAAAAUGCAGUU